AGAAUUUCAAAAAUCGCUGAUAGCCUGAUGUUCUGAAGACUUUAGUCCUUGUAAAGCACGUGGAGCUACAGAAUAAUACGUACUAAUGAUUAUUCGGCAGUUACAUGUGGUGAUUCAAACGUCCUGCGACACGGUCCGAGUCACAACGAAACUCGGAUUAAAGGAAACUGCGAGAGAAAAGGAUUACAUCGUAUUUGAAGAAAUAAACAGCUAAGAGGAGAAGAAGGAAAAGAGGUUACGCACGCUUCUUACACCUCGAUGAAUGGUCGCAAGAACAAAAUGAACUUGCCAUUGGUGUACUUUGACGUUUCCGUGGAGGAUAAGUCAUUGGGACGAAUCGUGAUACAAUUGCGCACCGACGUUGUGCCGAAAACUUCGGAAAACUUUCGUGCCCUGUGUACGGGGGAGAGGGGUUACGGCUACAAGGGGAGCUACUUCCAUCGUAUAAUACCAAAUUUUAUGUGUCAAGGGGGCGACUUCACAAAUCACAACGGCACGGGCGGUAGGUCUAUCUUCGGGGAGAAAUUUGAGGAUGAGAAUUUCGAGCUCAAGCACACCUCGAUGGGCACGCUGUCUAUGGCAAACUCCGGCCCGAAUACGAACGGCUCGCAGUUCUUUAUCACCACGAUAAAGACACCCUGGCUGGACAAUAAACACGUUGUGUUCGGCAAUGUUUCCGACGGCAUGGAUGUUGUGAGAAAAAUUGAAACUUUCGGCUCGUCGACCGGCAAGACAUAUCAGAAGAUCAUGAUAGCGGACUGCGGACAAUUAUCAUGAGCCUUCAAGUAAAUAAACAGGGAAAUAAAACUAAUUGAAAUA
Molecule: messenger RNA, 819 nt
Organism: Vollenhovia emeryi
Lineage: Eukaryota; Metazoa; Arthropoda; Insecta; Hymenoptera; Formicidae
Product: peptidyl-prolyl cis-trans isomerase-like
Exons: 2
Coding region: 259-777 (172 amino acids)
Biological process (GO): protein peptidyl-prolyl isomerization; protein folding
Cellular component (GO): intracellular membrane-bounded organelle
Molecular function (GO): peptidyl-prolyl cis-trans isomerase activity
Source: RefSeq, a predicted model, not a curated record